Sorex fumeus (smoky shrew) is the source of this 1112-nucleotide messenger RNA. RefSeq names its product dermatopontin (gene DPT). The record is from RefSeq and is a predicted model, not a curated record. The coding region runs from base 18 to 611 and encodes 197 amino acids. Lineage: Eukaryota; Metazoa; Chordata; Mammalia; Eulipotyphla; Soricidae. Gene Ontology annotation, cellular component: extracellular matrix. The transcript is spliced from 4 exons. Gene Ontology annotation, biological process: collagen fibril organization. Gene Ontology annotation, molecular function: extracellular matrix structural constituent.
CCGGCAAGCGGGGCAGCAUGGACCUCCGCGUCCUGGGUGUGCUCCUGGCGCUGGCCGGCGCGGCCCGGGCCCAGUACGGCCACUACGAGCUGCAGUACCAGGACUACGACGAGGGCUGGGCCAACCUGAACCGCCAGGGCUUCAGCUUCCAGUGUCCGCACGGGCAGGUGGUGGUGGCCAUCCGGAGCAUCUUCAGCAAGAAGGAAGGGUCCGACCGCCAGUGGAACUAUGCGUGCGCGCCCACGCCCCAGAGCCUCGGGGAGCCCAGCGAGUGCUGGUGGGAAGAAAUCAACAGGGCGGGCAUGGAGUGGUACCAGACCUGCUCCAGCAACGGCCUGGUGGCCGGUUUCCAGAGCCGCUACUUCGAGUCGGUGCUGGACCGCGAGUGGCAAUUCUACUGCUGCCGCUACAGCAAACGCUGCCCCUACUCUUGCUGGCUGACCACCGAGCACCCAGAGCACUACGGCGAGGACAUGGACAUGGUGUCCUACAGCUACGACUACUACAUCCGCGGCGCCACCACCACUUUCUCGGCGGUGGACAGAGACCGUCAGUGGAAGUUUAUCAUGUGCCGCAUGACGGACUACGACUGUGAAUUCGAAAACGUGUAACGCAGCCACGCCGCCGCCCCCCCCGGGAUGGCCCCCGGGACUUCCCCAGCAGACACCAGCUCGUCCUCACCACCGUCCCCGCCCCGGGGUCAGCCCUGCACAGAGCCUUGUACCCAGUCACUGUCCCCUCCCCCCAGUACCCUCCCUGAGCACCCCUACGAUUUAAGACUCUGCACCCUGGAGAAGAGGGGGGCUGGCGGGCUGGGCGGGAAGAAUAUCCCAGACCAGAAACAGAAGCUUCCAGAAAACGGGGGCUACCACCGGGCCCGGACGGGGCCUCAGCAAGCAGAUGUCGGGGCCGGGAACGGCAGGUGAGGGGCGUGGGGGGCAGGUGGGAGACGGAGGAGGCGUUGACAUGUGCCUACCCCUGCUCUUCUGGAAAGGCGGCCUGAUCCCCCCUGCGUGCUGUCUGGGGGUGUCCCGACAUGGGGGGGCGUCUCUCCCUCCCUCGCCACGCCCCCCCCCAGCCUCUCCUCUGUAUACACAGAAUAAACGUCCUAC